AUCUGGGGAGUAUAAAAGCCCGCAUGAUUUGCUAUGAUAUCAGUAUUAAACAGAGAUUAAAAGAAGUCGGAACAAUGAACUAUAAGAUUUGCUACGUAUUCGCGUUGGCCUUUUUCGACGCUGUCUUGUCAACAGCCACCUUAUUGAACAUCCCAGAACCCUUACUCGUGCCAUGUAACGUCGGAGACCUGGAAUGCCUGAAAAGAUCCACGGAGUUAUUUUUAAGGCAAACCCAUAAAGGAAUACCCGCCUUAAACAUAUUGCCUAUUGACCCGUUGUCCAUACCUGUAUUGGAAGUACAAUUCCCGGGUGAUAAUUUGGUGUACAUUAAUAAAAAUAUUACUGUGACGGGGUUGGGACAUCAGAGAUUGGAGGCGCUUAAAAUGGAUCUUAGAACUGGUUCGGUAGUGCUCACGACAUCUGCCGACGUGAACAUACACGGCGACAUCAAUCAGGUGUUCCGUAAUCUGGGAAGGAGUGUGGCGGGACAUUUCUGGACAUAUGGACGUGUGUUGGGUACAGCUUCUUACAGUUACACGCUUCAAAGGGACAGCAUGGGAGUUGAACAUUAUGUAGUCGGCCCCGAAACUACCUCCUGCGAACUUGUCGACACUCCGGUAGUUUCCUUCAGUUCUCAGUUGGCAGAAACUUGCAAUGAUGCAUUUUGUCCAGAGGAGAUAAAACAGUUGUGGAAAACGAAUUUCUGCAAAAUAGUAGAGAAAGCGUACGUCUCUGUCGUUCACAACAUCAGGGCGGCUGCCAAAGUCCUGCCUUCAACUGCCUUCUUUAAAAAUCCCCAUGGAUUUUAAAAUAUAUUUAGUUCUGGAGUCGGCAAACUUUUGAAGGAAGAAGAGCCAGCCGCAGUUUUAUAUACACGAAGAAGCGUGCCUUGACUCAUAAUAUCAUGUUAUUAAAGGUUAGAUUUGACGAAUCUGCGCGUCAUUGUGUAUGACACGAACUAUAAAUCUAAAUGCCGCAAAUUUAAUAUCAAUAGUCUAAGAACCGGUUUGCCGACCCCUGGUCCAGAACAUUCUGACCCCACUAAGUCGCCUAACAAGUUCAAUAUGCAGUAUGGCAUUGCCAUACAUAGUCACUUGACUGCCAAGAAGCUGCAUACUUAGCCUGGUUAGAGUUUAAAGACCUUACAAAAUUAAUCAGGAUUCCAGUUGUAUAGUAAUAGUUCUUUUCUGCCCUCCGAUCAGAAUAGUACAUUACGAUACAAGUGCGAAAAAUAGGAAAUUCGAAACGAGUGGCGAUAAAUUAAAACACGACCGAAGGGAGUGUUUUAAAUCGACACGAGUUGCGAAUUACCUAUUCGCACAUGUAUCGUACAACGUUUUACAGUACAUAUGGCCCUUUAAAUGUUCGACACAGUAACGUAAUAUGCUACUUCUCGCACUAGUGCUAUAAAGUAGCCCCAUAUGUACUGUAAAUAAGUCUUAAGUCUUCUACUGGGUCACCAAGAAAAAUCGAUAAAUUAAAAGAAUUUGGUUUGUUUUUAAGUUCUAAUUAGAUUGACUUUUUGAUUGAUUCAUUAUACGUGAUAAAUUACAAAAAUACAUAGAUUUGAAAGA
Molecule: messenger RNA, 1574 nt
Organism: Cydia pomonella (codling moth)
Lineage: Eukaryota; Metazoa; Arthropoda; Insecta; Lepidoptera; Tortricidae
Product: juvenile hormone-binding protein-like
Exons: 6
Coding region: 24-809 (261 amino acids)
Source: RefSeq, a predicted model, not a curated record